Messenger RNA from Amoebophrya sp. A120, 3747 nucleotides. Lineage: Eukaryota; Dinophyceae; Syndiniales; Amoebophryaceae. The record is from the annotation of a GenBank genome assembly.
CUCCAGGUCAAAAAUAUACGUACGAACAUGGUCCGUCCUCUAUGAACCCCCUUCCCCAAAUACCGAUGGCUUGAUCGUAGCCGGUUGACACUCUUCUUGAGGGCUAGCUGAAAAUCCUGUUUUUUUCUUUAUCAUGGGCACCCAAUGUUUGUAGAGUAAAGAGGGCGAAGUCGAAGAAGAACAAGAUUCUAAUGGUAGGUUCGAGGUAGAGAUCAGCGGUCGGAAAUAUCUGAGACAGCGAGGCUAUUCCUGUUGUACGUAGUACUCGAACCACCUCUAGUACCAACCGCACGAGCGCUUCCUCUCCAACCUCGUCAAGAAGUACACGACAGGGAGCGCUCACGACAACUGCGGCACGAUGGCAAAGUUCGAGGACUUCGUGGCUACGGCCACCGCCAUGGGCGGCAACGAUCUUUCCCGCGGAUGGCUGAAGGAGCUCUGGGAGGGCGCAGACAGUGACAUGAACCGCGCGAUUAACCACCUCCUCGACACGCCAGAAGACAAGUACAAACGGGAAAGCGGCGGCGGUGGGGGUGGAGGUGGGGAACAACAGAGUAAACACUCGAGCAAGAUGAAAAAGGAGCACAAGUCUUCCAAGCGCGACCACGGAGGGACAAGUUCGAAAAAGAGUUCAAAGCGAGGCAGCGGUACUAGUGGCGGCGCAGCUGCCAACAAUCACUCAACGGUGCCGGACUUGUCUUCGUUCUUCGAUUUUCCGCAAUCCUCCGACCUCGGCCAGUCCAUGAACGCGCCAGCCGGCAUGGCAGGUAUCUCCGCCUCGCAGCCUCCACCAGCACAAAGUGACAACUACUUCGGCCAGCAGGGUGCACCAAUCAACAACAAUAUGAACAACCCUAGUCAGAGCAUGCCACCACAGAUGAUGAACAACCCACCCCAGCAGUCCUUCAUGGGAGGCGGUCCAGGAGUAGACCCGAUGCAGCAAUCCAUGCCGUACCAAAACAUGAUGAGCCAACCACCACAGCAGCAACCGCAGAUGAUGCAGAGCAACAUGAACAUGUCGAUGGGUGGUCCGCAGGUGCAGCAAAAUCAGGAUCAGUCUAUGAUGUACAAUCAAUCCAUGCCAGCGCAAAUGCAACAAUCCAUGCCACCACCACAAAUGCAGCAAAGCAUGCCGCCGCAGAUGAAUUACGGGGGUAACAAUAUGUCGAUGUCAAUGCCACCCUCGCAGACCAUCGGCCCGGGGCAGAUGCAAAUGGACCAGCAACAAAUGAACAUGCAGAAUAGCAUGCCACCCCAACAUCAAAAUAUGAUGCAGUCUCAAAUGAACAUGAUGGGGCAACAGCAGCAGCAGCAGCCUGGGUUUGUAGAUCAGAGUGGAUUUAUGCAGCAGAUGCCAAUGGCAAUGCAGCAGUCUAUGCCGGCGGCGCAGCAGAUGCAGCAACAGCCGGAUUUUAUGCAGCAAAUGCCACAGACACAGACGAUUGCACCGCAACAACCGCACUUCUCGCACCCGAUGGCCGAAGUUCUCCAGAUGCCCGCGAGCGUGCAGAAUGCCAUGCUGCAGCAGUCCGGCGGCCCUGCGAUGAAUUUCUCGCAGCCAGAACAGCUACAGCAGAUCGCGCAAUCACAGCCGCAGCUUCCAUUAGUUUCCGGCAACCUCGCGCAAAUGAACGCCGCGGCGAUGACCGCACAGCCGCAUUCGCUCUCGCCGACGCACGCCCUGCAGCAGGCGGGACUGCCACCGGUGAUUCAUCCUCUCAUGUCAGAGCAGGACAAGUUGCUUGCGUUGACUUCACCAAGAUUCUUUACGAGUGCGGCGGACUUGCAAGGCUUGGCAACGCCGACGGCAGGAGGAACUGGUGCACUACAGCAACCAGCCGCCCCCGCGACGCCGCCACUGAAUCCAAACUUGCAGCAGGUUUACUACAACAAUUUGAUGCAGGAGGCUAUGUUGCAGGAGCAAGCGGCCGCAUUUGCCGCGGCCUCUGCGGGAGGACAAUUGCCAAUGACGACACCGAACGCGCUGACUGUUCUUCCAGGAACAGCAUCGCCUCCCCCGAAUGUCGCCAGUUCCGCACCGGUUCUGUCCUACGUGCAACCACAAGCCAAUCUUCAGCUGGCGAUGCCGCAGCCGCAGCUCGCCGGGCCGGGAUCCCCGGGGGCGCUCCAGCGGGCGGAGGACCUGGGCCUGGACGCCACGCCGCUGGCGAAACAGAGGCAGCACGCGCAACUGCAAUUGCAGCUGUUGCAGCAACAGAAGGCGCUACACAACAUGCGGAACAUCGUUCUCGCACAGAAUAACCGGCUGUCAAGCUUGAAGCGCAGGGAUUCGGAGGACGAGGAUUGGUGGGCCCCGGCGGGGGAAAAGAAGGAAAGCGCGACCGGGGCAAGCACAAACAAGAAUCCCUUUGCCGACGCGGCGCCGAGGGUGCCUUCCUUAGUCAACCACGCGGACUUAGUUGCACAAAACCAAAUGCGAAGAUCUGCGUCUUUGACUCCACGCCGUCGCGGCAGCUUGGACGACGGAGCGGCCGGUGCAACGUGGAUGCAGCUGCAGCUUUCUCCCCAGCCAACUACGCGUACAAUAACCUCUGCUUCCCCCUUCCUGACCCCGCAACCCGUACGCUCUAUGUCGCCCUUUGCGCCGCAGCAGCAACCACAGCAGGUCGUCAUGGGAAUGCCUGCGACAACGCCCGGGAUAAGUUCCCAGCAGUACGUCACUGCGUCUGCGUCCCCCUACCUCCGACCUGCCAUGUCCCUUUCCCCCGGUCCCGCGGCGGGAGGUGCAGGUGCGCCGCAGAUGAUGAUGCCGCAAACGGCUCCCGCCCAACUUGCACAAUCUAUGGCACAACCACAGUCCUACGCAGCGGCCAGUGUGCCGUACUUUGGUGGCCAGUUGACGCAGUCGCUACCAGCGCAAACUGCAGCGGCGCUUUCUCCGAGGUACUACGUCCAGAGCAGCUCGCCCUACAUCGCGCAGUCGGCGUAUGGGUAGGAAUACAGGUACUGGAAAUUAUGUCACUAUCGAGAUGCUGCUGGUAGUUGUACAGGCUGCUAAUAGCAGCGUGUGCUACGUUUUGAUGAUGAUCUUCAUCUUGAUCUCGAGUCCGAGGCGAGUGCAGCUACAACUGCUACCUGAACUUUUUCAACCUGUCAACUUUGGACCUUUUGUUGGGACCACAGCCGACGCGACAAAGGUAAGGAAUAGUUGAGUACUCUGCCCUAUGAAUAAACACGACAUUCGUGGUAAAAAACCAAAACCUUACCGGUAACAACUCAGGUGUUAAAUGUGGCGCUGCAAAUAAACGGGGAACAAGGCAAGGCUUCAGCAUCAGCAUCUUAUAUGGCAGGAUUACGCAAAUGCAAAAAAGGUAAAAGGGACAGCGCGAAGAUUUUCUUACGAAGGAAUUUGCACAUCAAGUAAGUACUCCCACACUCACUACACUUGAGAACAGUACACUAAAAAAAGCAAGAAGCAGGCAGGAUCAGGAAGAUUACUUCUACAGUUAUUUUUAGGAACAUUUCACUUUCACUCAACCUCAAGCAGACAGGACUUCGAGGAAUCGGAAUAUCAGGACGCAGUCUAGUACCCCAACACCAGGAAAGAAAAACUUGACACAGAGGAUUCGUGGUGAUUCUCAAGCCUUUGCAUCAAGGCGGCCGCAUUAUAUAUUGUGAUUUAUGAAAAAAAUGAAUGUACAAACCCAAGGCGGCGUCGUAGUUCGUCGAUAACUACAUCAAUACAAGGGAGAGGCAACGAUACAAAUUCGACCUCUACCGAUUCAU